This is a messenger RNA of Neohortaea acidophila, 1644 nucleotides long. RefSeq names its product putative P450 monooxygenase. Lineage: Eukaryota; Fungi; Ascomycota; Dothideomycetes; Mycosphaerellales; Teratosphaeriaceae. Bases 1 to 1644 code for a protein of 547 amino acids. The transcript is spliced from 4 exons. Gene Ontology annotation, molecular function: heme binding; iron ion binding; oxidoreductase activity, acting on paired donors, with incorporation or reduction of molecular oxygen. The record is from RefSeq and is a predicted model, not a curated record.
AUGGACAGCAGCAACGUGACCUACACGACCACCACCUACGCGGUGGACGAACCAACGGGCAAGGUUAAAAUUCUUCAAUAUGCUAUCCUCCCGUUCGUCGCCUACCUGCUUUAUUCGUUCUUCGCCGUGCCCCAGUCCACGCUGAACCGCUUCUUGCAGUCCACGGGAUGGGGAGGAAAAAGGGAGGGCUGGUUCCCGGAUCUUCGGGCGCGCAUCGCUUCGGUCAAAAACACUCGAGCGAUGGUGAACGAUGGCUAUGCUCGAUGGAACAAGAGCCACAAGCCAUUCUUGAUGUCUCGUCUGAUCGGCAGCCCCAUCCUGGUCCUGCCCCCCGAUACCGUCCAUGCCAUGCUUCAGAAGCCGGAUGACGAAGUCGACAUCAAGCUUUUCCUCAAGCAGGCGCUGCAAUCUUACCACACCGGCUUCCUCGCCACCAUGGAGAACGACUUCCAUUUCGACGUGAUUCGCCACCAACUGACAAGAAAACUGCCCCUUUUGACCGCGGCCGUGUACGAGGAGCUGAUCAUGGCCUUUGAGGAUCAAUGGGGGACGGACCGGGCGGAGUGGAAGAAGGUCCCGGUGUACGGGACAAUCAUGAAAAUCACCAGUCGUGCGGCCAACCGCAUCUUCUGCGGACCAGAUCUCUGUCGGAAUGCUGAGUUCCUGGAAGCCUGUAGAGAGUUCACCCAGGAGCUCUUCAAGGCUGGUGCUCUGCUCAACAUGGUCCCCGCGUUCUUGCGAUCAGUUGUGGCGCCAUUCCUUGUUGUGAAGAAGGAUAAGCAGCUCAAGAUCGCGAAGCGACAUCUUUUCCCAGUGAUCAAGCAGCGGUUGGAGGAGCUGCGGAAUGGUGCUCCACACGGACAGACGAACGACGGUAUUCAAUGGAUCCUCGAGGAAAGCUUCAAGUACGGUCCGGAACAACAAGACAUGGAUCUCCUCGCAUUGCGCGUCGUCAUUCUCAACAUGGUUGCCAUCCACACUACCUCCAUCACCAUCACCAACUCGAUUCUGGACCUCUACUCUUCGCCCCACACUGAGGAAUUUGUCGAAGGACUGCAAGAAGAGGUCGAACGAGUGCUCGCCAGGAACGGUGGAGAAUUCACCAAGGUUGCCGUCAACGACUUGCUCCGAGUCGACUCCGCCAUUAAAGAGUCCAUGCGAGUCUCCAGUCUAGGCUCGAUCAGCGUCAACAGAACGGUGGUCGCAAAAGAUGGUAUCGACCUCCCGAACGGCAUCCAUGUCCCACCCGGCGUUCACAUUGCCGCUGCUUCCGCUGCCAUCCACCGUGAUUCUGCCUUUUACCCGGAGCCCGACAAAUACGAGGCUUUCCGCUUCUCCGCACCCCGCGAACAAGAACUGAAGCAGAAAGCUCUUCGCGCCGCGGCCAAAGACACCGAGCAAGCGGACUCUCAGCCAUUGAAGAACCAGAGCCUCAUCAACACGCAGGAUACCUUCCUCAGCUUCGGACAUGGUCGUCACGCUUGCCCGGGACGCUUCUUUGCCUCGCAGGAACUGAAGCUGAUGCUGGCACACAUUGUCACGCAUUACGACAUCAAGCCUUUCAAGAAGAGGCCGGAGACGAUACAGUUCGGCUCGGCCGGGAUGCCGGAUCCGACUUUCGAGGUUGAGCUACGGAUGAAGUAG